Messenger RNA from Temnothorax curvispinosus, 6467 nucleotides. It is a transcript of the gene tty, whose product is annotated as protein tweety. Gene Ontology annotation, molecular function: intracellularly calcium-gated chloride channel activity; volume-sensitive chloride channel activity. Lineage: Eukaryota; Metazoa; Arthropoda; Insecta; Hymenoptera; Formicidae. The transcript is spliced from 9 exons. Bases 371 to 2548 code for a protein of 725 amino acids. Gene Ontology annotation, cellular component: plasma membrane. The record is from RefSeq and is a predicted model, not a curated record.
GAUCCAAAGUAACGCGAAAUUCUGCUCUAUUUGUCUGCCUCGUUAACAUUUUUUUCACGCUUAAAAACGAGAUCGAUGGCACCCUCGUCCAUCCGGAAACAAAGAGAGGAACGACGCGCGCUGCGUCGCGCACCCCCCGCUGAAAGACAAAGACAGGACUAGGAUGACGUUACGAGCCCGGGAUGACAGCGUAGAUGGACUGUAAUAUAAGCAGCCUUCGUUUAAAAUCACGGCACGGAUUGUCGGUGGACUUUAUUUAUCGCUCACUACAAUGACGCGCCCGCACGCUCGCUCGCGCGUAGCAUGUCUUGACGAGUGGGAGAGACGCUUCGACUGGGUUCCUCCGCGGCAGAGAUAAGGGUUCUCCACAAUGGCGGGCGGUCAACAGCUUCCGGAGCAGUACACGGUGCCGCACUACGCGAGGAUCUUCCACAGUCUGCCGCAUCUGAACGUCUCUUUACAUUCGGUCAAUAAUACGUUCAAUCCCCACUCCGAGAUCUAUCUGGAGAGCCUCGGGAUACUGGGAAGUAUUCCUGCAGCCUGGUUGAUCUUAACUUUGCUGGUAUUGCUGGUUUAUUUGGUAACGAGAUGCUGCGACCGAAGGCCGCGCCCCAAGAAGUCGAUAACCGCGCUGAAGUGUUCACUAGCCAUCCUGGCGUUGGUCUGUAGCGCAGCGGUCGCUGUCGGUCUUUAUGGCAACGACGACGUGCACAACGGCUUGGUGCAACUCGUAGCAGCUGCGAAAAAUGUCGAUGGGAUCCUCAUGGGCGUCAGAAAUCAGACUGACACUAUAGAAGCGACUCUGAAGAAAAAAGUGCAGCCGCAACUAACUGCCCUCGGAGAUGAAUUCGACGCCCCGGUCAGCAAUAAAACUGUGCUAGGUUGGCUGCUAGCGGCACUUAACGGCAUGAAGCAAAACACGAGCAUCGCCGUAAAUCGGAGUUUCGAGAUACGAAAGCCCUUGAGCGGGAUCAGUCUUGCCGGCGCCAUCGGACUGGGCGAGAAGAUCGAACAGCUGCGAUGGCCUAUCACUAUGGCGGUCCUGAGCGCUCUACUUGUCCUCUGCGUGGUUCUGGUGGUCGGUGUUGCACGGCACUCCAGAUGUGUCCUCAUAACAUUUUCCGUGUUUGGCUUGUUUGCGGUUAUCGUCUCUUGGCUCAUGGCGUCCUUAUACCUGGCCACUUCUGUAGCUCUAGGUGAUCUCUGCGUGUCGCCCGACGGUUACUUGAGCAGAGCCGUGCCAUCGACCUUAGCCUCCGAAGUACUCUCGUACUACACGCAUUGCGAAAACACGCGCAGCAAUCCGUUCACGCAGAGAUUGCGGGACGCGCAGCGCGCGGUGAGCAGCAUGAGGCAUAAUUUGAACACGGUGACUCGAUUAGCGAUAGAACUGUUCAAAGAUCAGCAGCUCCAGCCGAAGCUCAGCAGUUUGUCUACAGACGUUAAUACCGUGGACAGACUCGUGUCUGGCUUAACCACGUUACUCGACUGUAAACCACUGCACAAGCAAUACGUUCACGCCGCCAAGAGUUUGUGUCACUUGGGAUUGUAUGGAUUGAGUUACAUGCUAGUAGCCAGUUUAGCCGCAGGUCUCUUGUUCACCGUAUUGGUUUGGGUGGAUUCUCAUACAUGGAUAUAUAUACGAAAACGAAGGGAUUAUCAUCAGGUUGACGAGCAAGAUCCUUACUUACCACCAUCGGCGGCGUCGCAGGCGAUAGCAGCAAGGACCCUUCGAGGCCAAGGGUCGUACCCGCCUACAGCCCCUACGCUUAAUUCGAAUGCUCUUGGCACUCAUAAUACGAUUAAGCAGCCUCUCUUGCUAACGCCGCCCCCACCGUCCUACGCUACUGCGACUGCUCGAGCACGUCAACUGCACGAGAGCAUGUUAAAAGGUGGGGGUGUUAACGGGAGCGGAGGGGGCGGGGAUCACAAAUCGUCUCAGCAUAAUCAGCAAUCAACGGGUGGACGAGCUGAGCACCGUUCUGGACUCGGAGAUCAACCUGGCCAGUACGCGACUCUGAGCAAGCAGUGCAAGACGCUAGAGUCUAGUAGAGAACCACCUUGGACGCCUAGCGUGGCGUCCUUCACCGGUACCCUGUCUCACAAUUCGCACGGACCCGCGCAUCUUGCUACUUUCCAGGACUCGCGUAAGACGCAAACGCUGGAUCCGAAGAACCUGGCCAGUCUGAAGAGGGGCCCGACUCCCGCCUGGAAUCAAAAUCGACCGCUUCCGCCGAAUCCCGCGAGUCAGCAGCCUACGUGGGAGUUCGAGUCGCGUUCACAGACUAAUAUGAAUCAGUUUCGUUCGUUGGUGCGGAACAAGGCGCCUAACAUUCGCAUUCAGGAUCAAAUGCAGGACCAGGUCAGAACUUUGGACAGGAAUUUCUCGCGCAGCCAGUUUAACGGUACCGCUCCGCCGAACAACACGGUGCCGAACAUGUACGGCACGUAUAAUCGCGCGCAGGGGAGGCAGGAGAAGCCGACGGUGGCUACGCUGAGUCAGGUACAGGGUAGCGAUCCUAAUCUGUACGCUGUAACGGAACUCUAAUCGGAAGAGGAUGCGGGAUCGUGAGUAUUCGCAGAGAGUAGAAGUAUCGUUUUUACAAAGAGAGUUUCGCCUUUCAACGAAACUCAGAACAUGCGAUUCGGAGUUCCUAUAAAAACCGAGAGAAGAAAAAACAGCGAAUUGAUUUCGGGGACCUGCGAAAAAAGUGAGAGAAAUGAGGCGGGGGGACGAAAAAAAAAAAAGAGUUUUAGAGAACUUAGGAACUUGUGUGAGACAUAUACUUUAUAUCCGAGAUUUUGUACUUGUAUAUCAUGUACAGUGAUUGUGGUACGUCCUUUCUAUGUUAUCCUCCCUCUUUGUUAUCGCGUUCUUGAUUAGACCGCGCGCGAAGUAUCCAGGGACAGGCCGGAAUGCAUACUUGAAGCGGCGACGUAUGUAUUUACAUUGCUUGUUGGCUGACUGGAAAGCUGCAUGAAACGAACAUGCACAAAAGAAACCUUCACACAAAGCUUUACAUCGAUAUCGUUUACAAAGAUACUGCUCGCUUGUUCAUUCUAAAUUAGCCGUUAAUUUUUCGUAUGACGUUUGACGUGCGAGGAGUCAGAUAUAUCGUGACUCCCGAAGGAGAUACCAAAAUACGAUGAGGGAACUACUGAGAUAUAACGGUUUUUUAUAUACUUUUUACAUUUUAACCGAACGAAUCUAUGUUGAAUUUUCCGUGAGAGAUAUUUAAUAUACUUUAUAUGUGUGUGAAAACGUAUACAUAUACAUCUAGUUACCGCACGAGUGUCUGGUGAUUUUUACGAGACUCUUUGGCAGAAUUCGAUUGAUUAUAGGCCACGCUCGAUACUGCCAAUGCUCAGGCGAAUAUACUUUUAAGUACAAAUACGAUGGUAGCACAGGCGUUAUGGGUUUUCAGUUUUUAUGUGCAAACGAAAAAUGGGCUGAAAAGGAACUGAUUGUCCGACAUAACGACAAAGGAUAUUUGGAAACAUACUUCCACAGGCGGUAUUAGUUGAAGAUACUCUUUUUAAAGACAGUAAGAAAAAUUAAUCUGUCGUAAAAAAAAAAAAACUGAAUCUUAUACUUCGUAAGGGUCGAGAAUGAAUUUUCUGCGGAGCGCAGUCUUCCUGAGACAUUCUAUAACACCAGAGAUAUACCGGGUAUCUGGCGAUUAUUCGGUACUCGUCGAAUCGGACGAUCGGGAUCCGAUUGCCGGAAGAGUAAUUUUGUGCCUGAAUAAUAGCCGGUUGGACAAGAGUUGUCUACUGUUACAAGUAUCCAACGAGUAUCCGAAUUGGCGAUUCCUCCUCAAUUGCCACCACGGAUGCCUGUCUCUGAUAAUAUUCGGUACAUCUCUUUCUCUCUAUAAUUGAUUACUAUCUAAAAGUUUGUAAGAAUUGAUAGAUUUUCAGUAAACGCAAAUGACUUUGUACUGGCAUCCGCAUAUAAUUCAGUAAGUCUGUAUAUAAAGCAGUAACACUUAAGAUUAUCGAGUAAACGUGAAGUGUGAUAAAACCGAAUCUAGAUGUUAUUACGGAUUUUGCGUGGAAGCAUUUUGCCAUUCGUUUUUUUAUUUUUAUUUUUUAUUGAACGAUUUAACCACGACUUUCGACGCGGAAAGGAAAAUCGUGCCAUUCCAGGGAAACAUGCAUUUAACGCAAACUACUUUCCAGGAUUUUCUUAGUGCUUGUGUUUAGUUGAGUAAAAAUCAAUUAUAUAUAAUCGCAAUACCGAGCAUUUUAAGAGGAGCGUGAAUAGCAAAAGAACUUAAUCCAAUGUAAAUAAUUGUAAUAUUUAUUACAGAGCGAUAGCUCGUAGAGCGAUAACUAGUAGCAUAUAGUUUAGUUGAAUGCUAAUUUAAGUUUCGACGAUAAAAUAUAUGUGAAUGUGCGCGCGCGCGGUGCACCGACCGCGUGCGCGUAAUAGGAAAUGAACGAAUAUCGUUUUGUUCGCUUUGGAGACGAAGAAGUAUCCUAGUCAGUAUAUAAAGUUGUGUACAUUCAGUAAUAAGAUCUCUUGCCAAAUUUUUAACCCGGCUCAAUUUGAGAAUAACCGAAAAAAAAAGGAAUAAGACUCGUAAAAAGAGAAAUCUUUUUUCUUAAAAACAUAUUUGUAUCGUCACUAUUAAUACGUACGGAAGCUAUAUUAGUGCGUCAUUGCCCCCGAUACAUGUUCUAGAUUUUAAGAGAAAAAUUGCUUAUCGAGAAAGUAUACAAAAUAAUCCAACUUCAGUGUUUUAACACAGAUAUGCGCUGUAUCCGUCAUACGUAGCUAUUCAUUGUACGUCAUGUUUACUUUUCGUACUUUGCAACAAAUAUUUUCGCUCUCCACUUCGUUUUCCGGCUCUUCGCGAUAUCGAUUUACGAUAAACGGACUUCAAUUUACGGUUCAAUUAAAAAAAAAAAAGAAUUCAUGUUUGAGUUCUCUUUUCUUUAUUUCAUAUAUAUCUUUUCUUUUUUAAUAACUCAUAAAACACUGGAGGUGGACAUCUUCAGAUAUUGUAACUUUGGUUACUCGAGAUUUUACAGCAAUGCGCGCAAAAACGGGAUCAAUAUAGCAUUGUUCAGAUUGAAAACCUGCAGGUAAACGUCGCUUGUCAGUCGGUGAAAAUUCUACUCGAAUAUUUCUCCACAAGGAGAGAUAUCCGAUCCGCGCUCAAUAAUCCAGAGCGAAAUUGGCGACGAGCGAGACUUACAGGCGACCAAAGAGCCCGUUUAACACGUAUUUUAAAAUAAUCUAGAACACAGGAAACGUUGUUAAACUCUUAAUAUGCGAAUUUGUAAUUUAGACGAUUGUUAACGGAACUUUUAUUAUAAAUCGUUUGUCAAUUUUUAUAGUAGAAACGAGAGUCUGAGGCACAUUGCACACCAGUUUUUCUAACGAGUAAAGCAGCAUUUACGUUUCUCAUCAUUUUUAUAUGGUAAACGUAAUGUGGUGUAAAAGAAGGAGAAAAGGAGAGAGCGUUUGCGUGACAAACACGAACAAAAGAGAAAAAGAGAUCCGGAUGACUGAGAGAGAAAAAGAAAGAGUAUGUACGCGAGUGUAUACGUCUAUUAUAUACAUAUGUGUAUGCGUGAGAGAGGAGAGAGAGAGAGAGAAAGAACGGAAACUCAUUAUUUUCAGAGAUAAUGGGAGUGAUGUAAUGAUAUACGACGUUGAGGAACUCAUUCGAAUCGGAGCAUUUUCUUGGCCUACGGCAAUUUCAUCGCAGAAUAAAAAAAAAAGAAAACAUAGUUAAUAAACGAAAAUCAAAAAAGAUCUCGCAGAAUUUGAUCACACGCACAUCGACAAAUACGGAUAUGUAAAAGAGAUAGGGAGAGAGAAAGGGAGGGAUAUGAACAACGGGAGACCUAAGCUUUUGUGCACCCUUCAAGACUGAUACUGGAUACGCCGAAGGAUCCAGGGCUCUAAUUUUCCGUAUAUUCGUAUAUUGCAUAAGUAUGUAAUAUUUUACACGUGUUCGGCAUGGGAUGUGACGGGACGGAACGUUUAUUUCUGUCAUAAAUAUUUGUGUGUCCACAUCGGUAUAUAUUUCUGUUCGAUUACUUUCUCGAUUUAAUUCCUGACGUAUCUCUCGCUAUAUCUAUUAGUGAAAGUAUAGAUAGUAUAUAUCUACAUAUAUACUAUCUUUUCUUCUUUGCGUAUUUCUCUCUCACUGCGCGAAAGAGAUUUAUUUACAAAGUAUAUGUAGAGGCUACUCGACUACUCCAGAGAACUUACGUAAGUUAUUAACGUUCUUAUUGCGUCUUUCUUUGUAUGUGCGGUUUUGCGAAUUUUGAUGUAAUAUAAAGAGACUUAUCUCGAGGAGAAAAUGUAGGAGAACGAACGAAGCUCGUUAAUCGAUACUACUUUUUGUAUAUUACGAUUGUGUCUAAUUGCCAUAUUCCGGAUUUAAUUCCUCCUAUUGUAACGGAACAUGAGUAUUAUAAAAAGAGAAAUAAAAACCUAAGAUCCACAA